CUGUGAUACAUCAUGACAUAUCAUUUCUGGUCUUAUUCAUUUCAAAACUGGAGGCUGGUGGUACAUUGCCUGCAUUAGAAUAUUUUAUGACCCCUUAUGUUCUACAAAGGCUAAGUGCUGGGCCAAACGAGCAUGUUUAUGAGCGUGUGGUUUGGGCUCAGCGUUCCUGUGUCACUCUGGGGGGAGGGACUCUUCCUGACUGUCAAUAGAUGUGACAAGUAUUUUAGUGCUGGGAUCAAACGCUUUAACACCCCCUGCAACAAUACAGCGGAGACAGGACGCCCGUCUCAUUCACACCACAUCCUGAAGGCACUCCAGAACUUCAGUAACUCGCUCACAUCUGGGUCAUAACUAUAGAGGGCAAGGGUCACAAAUACCACUGUCUUGUUGAUAACUACAUGCUUAUUUACUUACUGUAGUGCAGUUGGUUUCUUCAAGGAGUAAGCAAUAUGCAGUUUGUUAUCUGUUAAAAAUGUAAUGUGUACACAGAUGUGGUCCUAGUUUGGUAACUGGUGAAAAUCUUGAAAAGCCUUAGUCCUCUCCUGGAUGAUGUGUUUGCUGCUGCUUGCAUUGUGUACAACGAGUGGUGUGACGGUGAGGUGCUCUGACAGCAGGCGCUGACCUGUGUGGAGCCCCUGACCUGAGGCUGAACUGGCCUGACUCUGCAGUGACCCCUCACCUCCACACCUCACAACCGCUGUGUUCCAACUGCCCCUCACAGAUAACUGCUCUUUGAUCAGAACUGGGAUUAUCUCCCACCACUGCACGCUCCACAAAUAGUUCCUGUAUGUUCAUAUGGUCAGGGUUAUGUCUAGGUUAAGGCUUGCUGCACAGAACAUACAUGUUAGUAAAACAUCUUGUGUCAAUAUAAUGGCUUCAGAUUUGGUUCUAGUCUAAUGUUUUCCCCCCUUGCUUACACCAGUGGACUGAUGUGAUGACUCUUGUGUUCAAACCUGCUUUGGUCUUUACCCCUAUUGCUCCAAAGCGGCACCUUAACGGCUGUAUUAGUCCUAGAGUUUACAGAUAUUAGUUCAGUGACUGCCUGAGGCGGAGCAGCGCUACUGGUGUUAGAGAGUGCCCCCUGCGCGUGCGUGAGCGCGUGCGCUGGGCGGACAGUGAACUUGGUGCGCAGAGUUCACAGAGAUGUCAGGGUCACAAGCGGGUCAGGGAGCGCGAGCGGGGGAGGAGCUGUGGGGACACAUGAACACACGCUCACGCACGAACGGAAUUGCAGAACACUUUGAACGCCUAGCUCAUUCAUUUUACCGGAUAAUUUCCGCAAGUUUCCCCACACUUGCGUUACCUUUUCACCCCUCAUCACAGGGCUUGAAGGUCCUCCACACAGCAUUUAAAUAUACAGCUCAGCCCGUCUAUGUACGGUACACAAUUUCAAUCAAAACAGAUGACACGAUUCCCUUUAUUUAAUCCAGGUGCGUAAUUGUUUUUGGCACCUUCAGACAGCUGUAAAGAUAACGAAAUACGAACAUAUGAUAACUCCUAAAGGUUUUGCCUUUAGUCUACCGGGACAUGGUGAAAUGUAGGCGUUUCACCACGCGCAACCCCCGGAGAUCUUCUGAGGCACACUUGGAGGGUCAUGAGGGGUGUGCUCUUAAUGUGCCGUGUCCUAGUGAACUGAGGUGAGCCCGUAAACGCUGAACACGGCACCAGGUUGUCUCUGUAACAUGCACGCGCACGCUCACUCAGGUCGUAAAAACACUUUACGCUGAUGUGCCUCUGUUUAUUCUGUGCGUAGCCCGAGGAUAACCUCGCGCGUCUGUGCGCGUGCGAGCUCACUGACCCAGGUUUGAACCCGGUGCUGAUAUGACUUUAUAACAUGACUUUAGAUUUAUUGCUGGAUUCUCAAGAGUUGGAAACUGCAGUCUACGCUAAAGAAGCAGGCUCACGGAGUACAGCGGAGCGCUGCGCUGCAGCCUCCAUAGGGCUGCACUUUGAAUGACAGCAGCCGGGUUCACGGGAGGCGGAUUAAUGCGCUAUGGAACUGUGGAGAGUUGGCUCUGGUUUGAAUGUGGUCCACCCUGCAGGCAGAUUAGCGCUACGGAGACCUAAACGAGUGGCCUCUCGGAAAACAAAGACGUCUUGGCACUCACUCAUUGUCUUACUGAAAGCAGCACCUUUUCUCAGUGAAAUGCCCCUGCUACAGGAGGUAAGGAUUAAAGCUGGGACUGAACAAAUGGUGGAGCGAGCCAGCAGCACAGGUCGUAGGCGGGGCAUUGACAGCCACAAUUAAAGAUGAACUUUGUGUGAACUAAUUUAUGUGAGGGAGGAGAGCGAGGAGCCUAUAAGAGGCCUCACGGCAGCGCGGCUGUCACACUCUCUGAGAACUCCUCACUGCGCCAUGGCUCUGAACACGCUGCUGGCCACCUUCCUGUGCACGAUAGUCCUUCCCGUUCUGCUCUUCCUAGUGGCACUUAAGCUAUGGGAGGUUUACCUCCUGAGAGGCCGGGACCCCGGCUGCCCCCGGCCGUUGCCCCCAGGCUCCAUGGGCCUGCCUUUCCUCGGGGAGACGCUGCAGCUCAUCCUCCAGAGGAGAAAGUUUUUACGCAUGAAGCGCCAGAAGUACGGAUACAUCUACCGCACGCAUCUGUUCGGGAAUCCUACCGUGCGCGUGAUGGGAGCAGACAACGUCAAACAAAUUCUGACAGGGGAGCACCGGCUCGUCUCCGUUCAGUGGCCCGCCUCUGUGCGCACCAUCCUGGGCUCAGACACUCUGUCUAGUGUACAUGGAUCACAGCACAAGUCUAAGAAGAAGGCCAUCAUGCGGGCUUUCUCUAGGGAGGCUCUGGAGCUCUACGUCCCUGUAAUCCAGGAGGAGGUGCGAGCUGCAGUGCAGGACUGGCUGUCCAGGGAUGCCUGUGUGCUGGUCUACCCUGAUGUGAAGCGCCUUAUGUUCCGUAUUGCCAUGAGAGUCCUUCUCGGCUUCGAGGCAGGGCAGAUCAAAACACAGGAGCAGCAGCUGGUGGAGGCCUUUGAGGAGAUGAUCCGAAACCUAUUCUCUCUGCCCAUAGAUGUACCCUUCAGUGGCCUGUACCGGGGGCUGAAAGCUAGGAACUUCAUCCACUCCAAAAUUGAGGAAAACAUCAAAAAGAAGCUACAGGACUGUGAGAAGGGCUCUCGGCCCCGGGACGCUCUGCAGCAGCUCAUUGACAGCAGCUGCAAGAAUGGAGAGCCCCUCAGCAUGCAGGCUAUUAAAGAGUCCGCCACAGAGCUGUUGUUUGGGGGCCAUGAGACCACAGCCAGCACAGCCACCUCUCUGGUCAUGUUCCUGGGCCUCAACCCUGAUGCUGUCAACCGUCUCCGCCUAGAGCUCUUGGAGAAGGAGGAACAGGGCAUGGACCCUCAGAACCUGACCAUGGAGUGGCUGGAACAGCUCAAAUACACCAGCUGUGUGAUCAAGGAGACACUGCGGCUCAACCCUCCUGUCCCCGGUGGUUUCAGAGUCGCCCUCAAGACGUUUGAACUCAACGGUUACCAGAUCCCCAAAGGCUGGAAUGUCAUCUACAGCAUCUGCGACACACAUGAUGUAGCUGAAAUCUUUCCUCACAAAGAGGAGUUCCAGCCAGAGCGCUUCCUGUCCAAGCCCUGCUCUGACUCAGCUCGCUUCCAGUAUAUUCCCUUUGGUGGGGGCAGCAGGAGGUGUGUGGGAAAAGAGUUUGCCAAAGUCCUGCUGAAGAUCUUUCUUGUGGAGCUGGUGUCCAAGUCCCACUGGACUCUCCUGAACGGGCCCCCCACCAUGAAGACUGGGCCCACAGUGUACCCUGUGGACAAUCUGCCCACCAAGUUCAUGAGUUACAACUAAAGCGCUGUUGAUUUUUGUAAAUAUAUUGUUUAUAAAACCAGAGGCACUUGCACAUGGGCCACCUGAGUCCAUGAGCAUGUAUUAUAAACCUGUGUAUAUAUGUAGAUUACUUUUAUAUUUUCCACUUAUUUAAGUGACUACUAAAAUGUAUGAGAUUUUAUUUAAUAAAAUACCUUUUGCAAAAUAAA
This is a messenger RNA of Boleophthalmus pectinirostris (great blue-spotted mudskipper), 4005 nucleotides long. It is a transcript of the gene cyp26a1, whose product is annotated as cytochrome P450 26A1. Gene Ontology annotation, molecular function: oxidoreductase activity, acting on paired donors, with incorporation or reduction of molecular oxygen; monooxygenase activity; iron ion binding. Gene Ontology annotation, biological process: sterol metabolic process. The record is from RefSeq and is a predicted model, not a curated record. The coding region runs from base 2357 to 3817 and encodes 486 amino acids. NCBI's taxonomy places the organism in Eukaryota, Metazoa, Chordata, Actinopteri, Gobiiformes, Gobiidae. The transcript is spliced from 7 exons.